AUGAAUGUUGGUACUAGAGGUGGUGGAAAGGGAGGGAAAGGUGCUACCAUUGGGAAGGGAAAGGGCAAGGGAAAGGGCGGUGUUGUAGCUGCUACUCCUGGUGGUGGUAAGCCAGCGCCCAAGAAGGGGGCCCCUCCCCUCGGAAAAGGACGAGGUGGCAAGGGCCUGCUGCCACUGGGUGGCGUCGUAACAGCCCCUCGGAGACCCCCCAAGCCUGCUUCGAGUCAGCAGCCUGAGGUUGACCUCUUCUUAGACAGCAAGGAGCCGCCUACAGCCGAGCAGCUCCGAAAGGAGGAUAAGCUCAUCAGGAAGCAAAUGUAUGGGAAUCUUUAUGGUGAAGAAGUUGUUGACUUUCUCUCCGCAAUAUACAUUGAUCAACCUUAG
Messenger RNA from Perkinsus marinus ATCC 50983, 384 nucleotides. Its product is annotated as Calpain small subunit, putative. The transcript has 2 exons. The record is from RefSeq and is a predicted model, not a curated record. NCBI's taxonomy places the organism in Eukaryota, Perkinsozoa, Perkinsida, Perkinsidae. Bases 1 to 384 code for a protein of 127 amino acids.